Molecule: messenger RNA, 1285 nt
Organism: Hippocampus comes (tiger tail seahorse)
Lineage: Eukaryota; Metazoa; Chordata; Actinopteri; Syngnathiformes; Syngnathidae
Gene: sgf29
Product: SAGA complex associated factor 29
Exons: 10
Coding region: 399-1271 (290 amino acids)
Cellular component (GO): SAGA complex
Source: RefSeq, a predicted model, not a curated record
AUUCGAUGUGCUCCUCGGCGCCUGCUUGGCAUCCAGCAGGUGGCAGGGCGUCCCACACGCCUCUGUUUCGACAGCAGGAAAAUGAGACAAAGAAGAAGAGCUACCCGGAAAUAGAAGAAGACGAAGCUAACGUGCUAGCCUAGCAAGCGGACAACUUUUGGAAGGUUCAAUUGUGUUCAAUUCAUCUGGAGGACUACAGAAAUAGAAGAUUGACUGUUGAGAGGCUGACGUUUUGAGGAUUUGGACAAUUUUAAAUUCAACAAGGUCUUGAAACAAAUGGAUGAUCGAAAUAGUUGCCAAUUAAUUUGAUAUAUUAAUUGUCAAGUCAUUGUUGCACCGCGAACCUUUUUGUGACAAUAUGAGUGAUGUUGUUUGUUGACAUCAAUCAACAUUAGGAGAUGUCAGCAGAUACCAAGAUCGCUGAACUGCUCACUGAACUUCACCAGCUCAUCAAACACACGCAGGAGGAGCGGUCACGCAGCGAACACAACCUGCUCAACAUCCACAAAACCCAUGAGAGGAUGCAGACGGAAAACAAAACGUCGCCGUACUACCGCAACAAGCUGAGAGGACUUUACACCACCGCCAAAGCCGACGCAGAGGCUGAGUGUGGAAUCCUGCGUCGCGCUUUGGACAAAAUUGCGGAGAUCAAGUCGUUACUGGAGGAGCGAAGGAUCGCCGCUAAGAUGGCCGGCGUUUAUAGCGACAGCGACCCCCCUAGGAAGACCAUGCGGCGCGGCGUUCUCAUGACGCUCCUCCAGCAGUCGGCCAUGACGCUGCCGCUCUGGAUUGGCAAGCCUGGCGAAAGCCCACCCCCUCUGUGCGGGGCCACACCCGCCAGCGGCGACUACGUGGCCAAGCAGGGAGACAAGGUGGCGGCCAGGGUCAAAGCGGUGGACGGAGACGAGCAGUGGAUCCUGGCUGAGGUCGUCAGCUACAGCCACGCCGCCAACAAGUACGAGGUGGACGACAUCGACGAAGAAGGCAAAGAGCGACACACUCUGAGCAGACGUCGCAUCAUCCCGCUGCCGCAGUGGAAGGCCAACCCCGAGACGGACCCCGAGGCGCUCUUCAGCAAAGACCAGCUGGUGCUCGCCCUCUACCCACAGACCACCUGCUUCUACCGCGCCCUCAUACACGCUCCGCCGCACAGGCCCCAGGACGACUACUCGGUGCUGUUUGAGGACACGUCGUACGCAGACGGCUACUCGCCGCCUCUCAACGUGGCUCAGCGCUACGUGGUCGCCUGCAAGGAGAACAAAAAGAAGUAAAAGCCAAGUGGACA